AAAGCGUGGCAGGGGCCGGGCCGGGGAAGCGGAGGAGGCGGGUCUCCAUAGAAACGUCCACCUGUUUCCGGCCAGGCUGUGCGAGAUUAGGGGCUGCUGCGGGGGCCAAUCUCAGCUAACUCGCUUUUUCCCGGCGGCCUUUGCGGGAGCGGUGGGUGUUGUACACAAUCAUCAUGGCGGCGGCCGGAGCCCCGGAUGGCAUGGAGGAACCUGGCAUGGACACGGAGGCCGAGACGGUGGCGACCGAGGCCCCCGCGCGGCCCCUGAACUGCGUGGAGGCCGAAGCCGCGGCGGGGGCGGCGGCGGCCGAGGACUCCUGCGCGGCGCGAGGCAACCUGCAGCCAGCCCCGGCCCAGCCCCCUGGGGACCCUGCGGCCCAGGCCUCGGUCAGCAACGGCGAAGACGCCGGCGGCGGCGCCGGCAGGGAGCUGGUGGACCUGAAGAUCAUCUGGAACAAGACUAAACACGACGUGAAGUUCCCCCUGGACAGCACAGGUUCCGAGCUGAAACAGAAGAUUCACUCGAUUACAGGUCUCCCUCCUGCCAUGCAGAAAGUCAUGUAUAAGGGACUUGUCCCCGAGGAUAAGACGUUGAGAGAAAUAAAAGUGACCAGCGGAGCCAAGAUCAUGGUGGUUGGCUCCACGAUAAAUGAUGUUUUAGCUGUAAACACACCCAAAGAUGCUGCCCAGCAGGAUGCAAAGGCCGAAGAGAACAAGAAGGAGCCACUCUGCAGGCAGAAACAACACAGGAAAGUGUUGGAUAAAGGAAAACCCGAAGAUGUGAUGCCAUCUGUUAAGGGUGCCCAGGAGCGCCUGCCGACGGUACCCUUAUCUGGCAUGUACAAUAAGUCCGGAGGCAAAGUGAGGCUCACCUUCAAGCUAGAACAAGACCAGCUGUGGAUCGGCACUAAAGAGCGGACUGAGAAAUUGCCCAUGGGCUCCAUUAAAAAUGUGGUCAGUGAACCUAUCGAAGGACAUGAAGACUACCACAUGAUGAGCCGUUGGAGUAUUGCUUUACAGAGCUCAGUAAAUUUGCUAGAACGAUCUUGAGCUCUGGCUCCUGACCCUGUCUGCGUCGAGACCUUGCUGGGAGCCCUCGGGAAAGCAGAGGUGGACAGCACCAGAAGCCACUGGGAGAAGUAUUUGACUUAGAUCCACGUCUGGGUCACAGCAGUAUUCACGGUUUUGUCACUCGGUCCCGUGAGCGGUCUCUUCCUUAACCUUGUUUACGGUCCAGAAUGUACUGCCUAAAUCCGUGUUAGUAAAUGGAAGUCUUCAUCCCCAUAGGAGGCAUCACAGUGUUCGUUUUUCCUCAGGAUUGUUUCUCUGCACUUCCUUCCCUGUGGAGGGGGACGGGCUCCUUCCCCGGGGUCUUGCCCUCCCUUGCCAUUGCAGGAGACAUGCAGGUGGGUGGCAUCAGGAGGAGCCGGUUCGAGGAGGAGCUCCUGCAUGCAGGGAGCAGGCUAGAGGCUUGCCAUCUCUUCUGUGCAGGGUGCUUCUCUGAGCCUCCUGAGGGCUGCUGCCUCUUCCAGGGUCUGUGCUGGCACUCCUCCUGCAGGUUUUGGCUAACAGAUGUCAGGCCUUUCUUUCCCUCUCUGAGGCCACUUGGCAGAGUCACUACCAGGUAACCCCGGCCAGGGCCCAGGCAGAUUUGCACAGCUCUGUCUCUGUCUGUCUGGGCCUCUGAAAAGCAGACUCGUGAGUUGCUGGACUCUCUGGGAUGAAGUAUUUUAAUUGAAGCGGGGCCUUUGGCAAGUAGUGUUGGCUCUUUUUUGGCAUGGUUGAACUGAGAUAAGGGAGCCCUGGUGGAAAAAACAGCAGGGGCUGGCAAGGCCUUAGUAGCCUCCUUAGCUGCUGCUCUACCUUACAGAGGGCCAAAGAGACCGACUCUGCCACUUUGCCAUGUCUCAGAAAAAGUUGCCAUAUUUCAGCCAGAAGGGACUUGCUUUCCUCUUUCUCUUCCUAACCAUGUGCCUGGAGGCGCCAUCCUGGACUCUUGCACUUGGCCUUCCCGUUCUUUGCUGGGGCAGCAAAGGGGAAGGGAUAGACACCGUGUGCCAGGGCCGUGUAGGGCAGGCUUUCUUUCCACCCCGACUUCUGGGGGAGACCUUUCUCUUGCUCCUUGCUGCUCUGUUCAUGCCUGUUGUCUUGGAAAAGGGUGGUCCCUUUGUCUUAAGGCUCUGUGAGGAAGUCCUCUCCAGUCAGGAUUGGCACCUGUUUCCUUCCUAAUAGGGCCGGGUGGCCUCUCUGAAGUUACAGGUGGUCAGGAGCCCUCCAAAGUGCAGAACAUCUGGCACAUCUACCUGCCAGGCUGGGUGGUUCUACUGCUUUCUAAAUUUCUAAAAAAAAACCUCUUUCCUUUUCUUUCUUAAAGAGUUCUGCAGAAUUAUUUGACAAUAUACGUAAGUACCAUGUUUCCUUGUGGUGUGCGCUCUGUUCUGGUUUCUGUUUUUAAAUCAAAUGCCUGUUUGGGAGGAGAUGAACGUAUUUAGUCUAUUAGAUCUGCGCUGCUGGAUUUUUUUUUUUUUUAAAGUGUAACCUUGACUAGCUGUCUUAUUGUUUAUCCUGUAAGAUUAGUCUAUCAAUUAAAGUUUGAUAAUUAA
Molecule: messenger RNA, 2602 nt
Organism: Nyctereutes procyonoides (raccoon dog)
Lineage: Eukaryota; Metazoa; Chordata; Mammalia; Carnivora; Canidae
Gene: UBFD1
Product: ubiquitin family domain containing 1
Exons: 7
Coding region: 174-1049 (291 amino acids)
Molecular function (GO): RNA binding; cadherin binding
Source: RefSeq, a predicted model, not a curated record